AUGACUACUUUUAUGGCGAAGGAAAUGAUAGAGAUUGGUUACUAUUUUUGCACCCGCCAAGACUUUAUCAACGCGAUGUUAGUGUCAAAAAAGUUCCGCCACUUUGUGAGGGCGUACACAUUCAACCCGAUACCAGACACAAGUCUAUUUCCUCACAUGAAAAUACAACGAAUGUAUUCGAGAGUGGACAAACGUAUAGAAGGGAUGCCUUAUAUAUUGUGUUACCCCAUCACAGUCGAAGAAUAUGAGAAGGGCGAUACCCAUCCGACGUCCUUGAUAUUUGUUGCGAAGAACAGAAUUGCCAACAACAAGAAACGCGCCUCAUUUGGCGCUCGCUUGAAAAUCAUAUGGGAUAGAGCGUUUGAGAAGAUGGAUUUUAAAAGUAUUAAAAUUAAUCCAAAAGUCCAUUUAAUAGGGUUUGCUGCAUUUAGAGACUGUUCAAAGCUUCUUUACAUUGUCCUGUCCUCGUCACUUUUGCACAUCGCAGCAAAUGCGUUCGAGAGGUGCAAAUGUCUCAGAGCAGUUGACUUUCCAUCGAGUAUCCGGUAUAUAGGAGAUAGUGCCUUUAGAGGAUGCGAAGGCCUGAAGACCGUCAAAUUCAAAAGUGAUACUCUGUGCGAGUUUGGGAAGUGGGUCUUUUGUGGAUGUUUCUCUAUUACAAAUGUCGAGUGUCCCGACGAGAUGCGAAAGAUGAUAAACCCAUAUGAUGGUAUUCUGAUUGAUGUAGAGCUUGCAGUGUAA
Messenger RNA from Entamoeba invadens IP1, 741 nucleotides. RefSeq lists its product as hypothetical. Lineage: Eukaryota; Evosea; Mastigamoebida; Endamoebidae. The record is from RefSeq and is a predicted model, not a curated record. The transcript has a single exon. The coding region runs from base 1 to 741 and encodes 246 amino acids.